Manis pentadactyla (Chinese pangolin) is the source of this 2655-nucleotide messenger RNA. Its product is annotated as collagen alpha-2(I) chain-like. The transcript is spliced from 7 exons. Lineage: Eukaryota; Metazoa; Chordata; Mammalia; Pholidota; Manidae. The coding region runs from base 1 to 1452 and encodes 483 amino acids. The record is from RefSeq and is a predicted model, not a curated record.
AUGCGCGUGGAGGCCUCCGCCUGGUGCACCCUCAAGAAGCUGGGCGCGCACCUGGGGUCCUUCCGGGGAGCGGCAGCCGCUGGGGCUCGUCUGCCGGACCCCGGAUCCCACAUGGACGCGCGGCCUGACCUGCCUGGGUGGCACCUUGCUGUUCCGGGUCCCCGGGGAAAUGUGCUCGUGGCUCCGCCACUGUCCUCCGUGAGGGUCCCGGAUGCUGACCCUUCGUCGGCUGCAUGUGCGGCCAGCCUGGGAGACCCCCGGUGUCCUUUGACGGCUUCGUCAGUUUCCAUCUGGGCUCCGACAUGCGAGUACUUGUCCCAUCGGGAAUUGGCCUUGGGCGUGGCGUGGGUUUCGGUUGUUUUAAGCCCCCCAGGCCGAGUAACUCCUCACAGCGACCCCAGCGCACGAUACACCCGACAGACAGAGUCGGAGUGCGGCAGAGGAUCUGAAGGCAAAGGCCCGGGGCGCCCCCGGCACCCACACCCCUUCGGUCGCGAGCAGGCGCCCCCAGAUCCGGGCGGGCAGGCAGUUCCCGCAGCCGGAUCCCCGGGUCCUUCCGGAGACGUCAGAAACUGCCGCCGCCUCGCGCAGGAACGAGGAGCGAAGCGGAGCUGCACGUCUGUGGUCCGGGCCGUGCGGUCUGUCUCGGGCCCGGGACGCCCCUCAAACCCGACGGCGCUCCCCGCCUCCCGGGGUCCAGGGCUGAGCGGCGCCGCCGCCGUGGGCGCGAGGGGUGUGGGCGGCGGCCGCUCGCACGCGGACAGACGCGUGGGUUCAAGUGUUUGUGUGCAAAGGUGGUCACGAGCCGCUUUUACAGCAGUGGGAAAGCGGAGGGCCGGGAGGGAACCGUCGCCCCCCAAAACCAACCUGUCCCGGGACACGGGACCUGCGGGUCCCCGGCAGGGAAGCCGCGCCGCCCCACCCGCCGGCCCCCGCCCAGGCCGGGAGGGCAGCAGAGGGCGCCCCAGGUCCACGCUGGCGCCCAGAAAGCCGGAAAUGCGGGCCAUCGCGGGGAGCAGGGCGGGUUUGCUGGGGCACAGGAGGGCGCCCCCGCGGUGGAAGGGCUGGUUCCGCUGGGCUGGGGUCCCAAAGCCUGGCGGUCCACAGCCCCCCACCACAGCCGUCAGACCCUGCGGCCCGGCCGUCCCCUCUCUCCCGCCCCCGCCGGGCCUGGAGCGUCCGGGAAAGAGCCCCCCCCAACACUGCUUCUGCGGAGUAAGAAGGCUCAGACGCCUCCUGCCCUCCCGCCCGCCCCUUGGAAAUCGCCGCCAGAUGCUCCACUUUUUCCAGAGAGCCAGAGGCCAGCAUGAGGUCUGCAGGAUGCACUUGGACGUGCAGUGGACGGAUGGACACCCUGCCUUCCAGCAACAGGUGCCGGAGGCCAGCUCUGCGUGGUGUCCUGUCAAGGACUACAGCCUGGGUUUUCCUUCCUCCAGAGGCAUCACUUCAUAAUCAUAAAGACCAUAGACAAAGUGUAUAAACAGAUAUCUUGCAGGCGACCCUACGUAUGUAAACAAGGUGAUUUCUAUGUGUGAUCUUCCCGUGACCAGCAUGUCACUUUUUUGGAAGAGGAAAAGUAAAAACGGUCGCAGGAUCUCUGCUGAGCUCCUCCGAGGAGGACGGCCCCUGUGCACUCUGAGCUCGGGCCUUCUCCUCUUUGCACUCAGACGGCCCCAGUCCUGCCUCGCAGAAGCUCCGGCUGUGCUGGAGGGCAGGGGCUGCCGGCUGGAAGGUGUUACUGCCGUGCGCCCCGUACACCCUCAUCCACACUGCUGAGCGGUCACACCCAUCAGACACACUGAUGCAAAGCUGCAGGUGCUCUGCAAACAGACACCUAACAAGGACCUCUGCAGGGAGGGCCCGGGAGGGGACCAGGCCACCAGGCCACGUGUGACAGCGACAGCACAGCCUACGUUUCCUCCCAGUUCACAGGCAAUGUGCUCAGUACAGCCUGCUGUGUAACAAAGGGCUCCCCAGCUGUGCUGCCCAGCAUGGCAGGCCCCUGCUCUCUCAGGGUCCCGGGUGCCAGGAAGCCACGCCGCCCAGCUGCCCUCCACCGCAUGGGUCGUUGUGUUCCUCAGGCACACAUGCAUGUACCUAUUUCUCCUCCAAAACCUGCAAGAACAUCAGAGCCACCGUUUGCACGUAAAACAGCUCAGACUCAGGCCCAGUGAGCAGUGCCAGCCUGUGUGUAGAUUGGCAUCUGCCAUGGUUGAGCGGGAAGUUCACAAGCUGGGUGCCACCACACCAAACCCCAAAGCAGAGAAAUGCCCACGGCACAAUCUGGAUGAAAAACAGAGAAGCAGAAUGAGAGGUGCUCUGGAAAUGCGCAUGUAGUUGCUGGCUUUGAUUUCCUGGAGGAAAAUGAAAAUUUCUUUACCAAAUAUGUAUUUGAUUAAGCUGAGAAAAAACACUUCCAUGAAAAACAGCUCAGAAAUCUGACAAAGCGAUGGAUUUGUGACAUUUAAACCAACAGGGAUGCCCUCUGUAGAAAGCAGUUAGCAUGGAGCUGGGUGGACACAGCCGGUCAGUUCCCGGGAACAUCUGGAUGAGAAACAACCAAAAGUGGUUCAAGGAAGUUCGUGUCGGACACUCCUUUUCAGACAUCUGAGACGUGGCUCAUUUUCUACUUAGGCAUAAGCAAGUAGAAGUCCC